AUGCUGCCGUCACUUCUUCUCCCUGUAGGAUCCGCAGUCCUCGCUGCCUCCUCCGUCCUCGCCGCCAAGUGUGGCAGGGGCAGUUCCUGCUCCGAGGAUGAGCCCUGCUGCUCGCAGUAUGGCGAGAGUGUGCCCGUCUGCGAGUCCCGCAGCCUGUCCAUGGACUCGCUCGACCGCGUCCAGUCCAUCGAGAAGUACCUCGGCGACCCCUCCGAGGCCGACUGGGUCUCGUCCGGCGACCCCCUCGUCUACAAGGACAACGUCCUGCUGACGAUGCCCGCCUACAAGGCCGGCACCGUCCUGGCCUCCACCGUCUACAUGUGGUACGGCAACGUCAAGGCCCGCAUGAAGUCGUCGCGCGGCAACGGCGUCGUCUCCGCCUUCAUCCUGCUGUCCGACGUCAAGGACGAGAUCGACUUCGAGUUCAUCGGCGCCGACCUCGAGACGGUCCAGACAAACUACUACUACCAGGCCAACCCCGUCUGGACAAACUCAAAGAACAUCACAGACCUCUCCGACACGUACCAGAACUUCCACGACUACGAGAUCCAGUGGACCCCGGACCAGGUCGUCUGGCUCGUCGACGGCAAGGUCGGCCGCACCCUCAAGAAGUCCGACACCUGGAACGCCACCACCAACCAGUGGGACUUCCCCCAGACGCCCGCCCGUGUCCAGCUCUCCAUCUGGCCCGGUGGUAACUCCACCAACUCCGAGUACACCAUCGAGUGGGCCGGCGGCGAGAUCGACUGGAACUCCGAGGACAUCCGCAACUACGGCUACGACUUUGCCACCUUCAGCGAGGUCUCCAUCGAGUGCUUCAACGCCACCUCCGCCCCAGGCACCAACAAGGGCAAGGGAUACUACUACUCCGACGCCGCCGGCACAAACAACACCGUCGUCGACGGCGACAAGCCCACCGUCCUGGCAAGCCUGAUGGGCACCGGCACCGACAUGGAGGCCGGCGCUAGCUCCGCCUCGGCCAGCAGCUCCGCCGCCUCCGCCAACUCGGUGCCCGGCGGCACCAGCGGCAGCGGCGUCGGAAACGUCGUCGGCGGCGACGGGAGCGGGUCCGGUGACUCGAGCUCGGGCGGGAGCUCCACCUCCAGCAGUGCCGACUGCGCCGCCACCGGCUUCACCGUCGACUGCAAUAACGACUCUGGCAGCGGCAGCAGCAGCAGCGGAGCCGUGGGCGGCAACGACAAGGUGUUUGGGGCCAGCGCCUUUGCGGCCAUUGUCGCCUUUGUCUUCCUGGCCUGGCUGUAG
Messenger RNA from Diaporthe citri, 1263 nucleotides. RefSeq lists its product as uncharacterized. Gene Ontology annotation, biological process: carbohydrate metabolic process; fungal-type cell wall organization. Gene Ontology annotation, molecular function: glycosyltransferase activity; hydrolase activity, hydrolyzing O-glycosyl compounds. The record is from RefSeq and is a predicted model, not a curated record. Lineage: Eukaryota; Fungi; Ascomycota; Sordariomycetes; Diaporthales; Diaporthaceae. The transcript has 4 exons. Gene Ontology annotation, cellular component: fungal-type cell wall. Bases 1 to 1263 code for a protein of 420 amino acids.